AUGAAGUUUGAAGAAAAGUUUGAGGGCACUGGGAGCCUUGUAGAAAAGUGUCAGCCAUACCUAGACCAAAUACAUCAGGCAAAUGGAAAACCAGUAGCAAAUGGGAAAGCCGAGGCCUAUGUAAGGCAGGAAGUAAAUGGCAAGAGCAAUGUGCUCAACAAGAGUCUCACUUACACCUGGGAGGAAAUCCAGAGACACAAUCAGGAGGCCGACCAGUGGCUGGUGAUUGAUCACAAGGUUUACAAUGUUACAGACUGGGCAGACAAGCAUCCAGGUGGGCACCGAGUCCUCAACCACUAUGCUGGGGAAGAUGCCACGCCACAGUUGGUGGCAGAUUUCCAAGAACUGCACAGGAGAUUGAAGGCUAUGAACAUGUUCAGUGCCACAGCAAGGUUCUUCUUCAUCCACCUUGCUCAGAUAUUGAUUUUGGAAGUAGCAUGGCUAAUACUGCUUUAUUUCGGCAAUGGUUGGACUGUUACAAUAUUCAUUUCCUUUCUUCUCACAGUUUCUCAGGCUCAGAGUUCUUUUUUGCAGCAUGAGGGACACCUUUCCAUGUUUAAGAAGUCCAAGUGGAACCACCUGAUGCAGAAAUUCGUGAUGUGUCAUCUCAAGGGCCUGUCAGCCAAUUGGUGGAAUUACCAACACUUCCAACAUCAUGUAAAACCAAACAUCUACCCCAAAGACCCAGAUAUUGACGUGGGCCCACUUUUUCUGCUGGGGGAUUCACAACCUGUCAAGUAUGGCAAGAAGAAAAUCAAAUACAUUGACUAUGAAAAGCAGCACCUGUACUUCUACAUGGUUGGGCUGCCCCUCCUCGUGCCUAUAUAUUUCAAUCUCCAAUCCGUGCAAGUCAUGUACCUUCGAAAGUAUUGGGUGGACAUUGCCUGGGUCAUCAGCUUUUACAUUAGAUAUUUCAUCACAUUUGGUCCUUUCUAUGGAAUUUUUGGAACUGUGCUGCUCAUAUUUUUCAUCAAGUUUCUUGAAAGCCCCUGGAUUGUGUUUGUUACCCAGAUGAGCCAUAUACCAAUGAAAAUGAGUGGAGAGGAGAAUCGGGACUGGCUCAGCACUCAGGUCUUGGCCACCUGUAAUAUUGAACAGUCCUUUUUCAACAAUUGGUUCACUGGGCACCUGAACUUCCACACUGAGCACCAUUUGUUCCCCACAAUGCCACGCCAUAAUUAUCACAAAGUGUCACCUCUGGUGAAGUCACUGUGUGCCAAGCAUGGGUUACAGUAUGUGAGUAAGCCCAUGUUGAAGGCAUUUGGAGAUAUUGUCAGGGCCUUGAAGAAAUCUGCAACCCUAUGGAUGGAUGCUUACUAUGAGUAA
Messenger RNA from Castor canadensis (American beaver), 1326 nucleotides. NCBI's taxonomy places the organism in Eukaryota, Metazoa, Chordata, Mammalia, Rodentia, Castoridae. The record is from RefSeq and is a predicted model, not a curated record.